Messenger RNA from Talaromyces proteolyticus, 1508 nucleotides. Its product is annotated as kinase-like domain-containing protein. NCBI's taxonomy places the organism in Eukaryota, Fungi, Ascomycota, Eurotiomycetes, Eurotiales, Trichocomaceae. Bases 261 to 1442 code for a protein of 393 amino acids. The transcript has a single exon. The record is from RefSeq and is a predicted model, not a curated record.
CAAUCGGGGAGAAGCAGGAGCCCACACAUAUUAACAAUGCGACGCAACCAUCCUUACGCACGAGUACAUAAGGCAUACAGUGGUAUUAUUAUACUGCCAUCAUUUUAAAGAAGAUAAAACCCCAUAGGACAUCGACUAAGGGCAUCAAGCGUGGAAAAUUCCUGCGUUCUAUAUCUUAUCCGCCCACUUGCACCCUACGAACAUCAUCACUCUCUUGCCAUUGUGCAACUCAAUUGAUAUUGUGCAAACCAAACCGAAUCAUGGGCGCUGAAGAAUACCUUCCCGAGCCCCUGAAGACGGAAUGUAUUCAGUCUCUUUUAGACGAGCUAUCUCUCGGACGUCCAAGCGCUAUCAACCCGUUGAAAGUGACCGCAGCAUUCCAUGCCAUCUAUAUUCUCACAUAUGACGCCGAAAGUCUGCCAGCUGGGGUGACGACCUCUGGUACACCACUACAAUCUGUUGAUCUUGUUCUUCGCGUGUCUGGUGAUCACGUUCCUGGAAUCAAGACAAGUAAUGAGGCAGCUAUUCUCGACUGGGUAUCACAGAACACGAGUAUCCCUGUGCCCUCUGUUAUUCGCUACGAUGCAACAACGAAUAAUCCUCUAAACCGAGAGUUCAUUAUUUUGACACGCAGCCCUGGAGUGACCUUGUCAGAUAUCUAUGACUCCUUGUCCCAAGAAGAUCUGGACAACAUCUGCAGACAGCUAAUGAAAUUUCUUGUCGAGAUCCAUCAGCACCCCUUUAAUCAAAUCGGAGGUUUAGUGCACUCUGAUGAUCAGAAAAAAAUCAUUCCAGGUCCUAUUUUAGACGAGCACUUUUGGUUCACUCCAGAUAUCAAGAGAUACUUCGAUACCGAGGAGACGUUUGAGACGCUUAAUGUCGGCGGCCCAUUCAAUUCGUACACAAAUUUCACAAUUGCACUGAUGGAGAAGUACAUUCACGUUGCCGAGAUUCAAAAAGAUCUCAGGUUUAUGCUGGAGCACAUCCCACGACUUCGUGCCUUUUGCAAGGUUUUGCCAAAUUUCUCCGAGCAGCUGGAUGAGACAAAGAUCCGUCUAGCGCAUAAAGAUUUGCACUUUGCCAACAUGCUUUACGACCAAUCGACUGGAAGAAUCACGGCAAUAUUAGACUGGGAAUUUGCUUCUGCAGUUCCUUUUCAGAUAUGGGACCCAGUGCGUGCUUUUCUGUUCAACGCAAAGGACGGUAGUGAGGCAUAUGAAGAGAAAUAUCGUCUGCGUGGUCGUUUCCAUGAGCUUUGCAAGCAAUCAAGCGUCGCAUUUCUUGACGACGCCAAUUUUACCAGUGAUCUUCAGGAGAAGAUGCACAAUGUAUCUAAUAUAAUGCGUAUUAUAGUGACCCUGAUACCCCGAGGACAGUUUGUGGAUCGCACCCCAGAAUUUGUAAAAGAUCUUCUCCAAAAUUUGGAGGCGUUUGGAGUUUAGAUUACAGUAUUAACAUAUAGCUAACAUGUGAAAUCACAAUAUGGAUAGUAUAACUACAUGUAGCCG